GAAAAAACCGAAGAAGUGAUGCAGUUAGAAAAUCACGGCUACCAGAAAUAAUAACUGACCAAUCACAGCUCCACAACGGUCACAGUUACGACUAGUCAUCAGUCCUCUCUACUACGAAAACUGAUAGAGUCCCCAACCCGGCAUUUUCCAAUGUUAUCUUUUCGACUCAAAUUUUCUUUUUAGAUUUUGAAUAAUUUGUUUUUCUCCCCCAUCUUCAUCGGCAAAACGAAAAUUGGUUGUCCCAAAUUUAUUGGAAGAACAUUCCUUUUCAUACUGGAAGACACCCUUAAUGUUCAUAUUGAAUAUUUGAGCAUUUGGAAUCGAUCCCAGAUUCAAUUGCUCAAAAAAAAAAAAAUGGUGCAGAGAAUCAAUUACAGAACUCUGCAAUGCAGGGUGAUUUUAUGUGGGAUUUCCAUUUUCCUUCUCUUCAGUUUCGUAGCCAAGAUGAAGGAUGGCGUUAGUAUCACCUCCAAAUCGCAGAACCACGCUUAUAUUAACGGCGUUGUCAGCGUUUUAGAUGCGAAAAAUGGUUUCCCCUGUGACGAAAUCGAAGCCCUUGAUUGCUACCACUCUGUGUUUGAGAAAUUGCUUCAACAGGGUUACCUUAGACCGGCCUCAAAAUCGUUAUGCAUCAACUGCGCUAAAGAUCAAGAACUUGUUGCGAUGAGAGAUUCCGGCAAUGGAGUUUCCGAUGUUGCGGUUGAGUAUUCCGGCAAGAAAAUUGCUCCCUUAUCAGCAUCAGGUUUGGGGUUUCUCAGUUCCUUUAGUAAUGAUACUUUCGACUUUGAAUUCUUCAGUUCCCGAAUUGAUGUUUCGGAUAUUUGGUCAGUUCAUCCCUCCGAAACUGCUUCUGAGGUUUGUAGGAUUCUUAAACAUGGAGGGUAUUUGAUUGUUCAUAUUUCAAUUAAAGAUGAGUAUAGCUUUCAAUCUUUUGUCAAUUUGUUUGAUUCUUGUGGGCUGUUAAGGUUUAGAGACAUUAAACACUUGAAUUCUUCUCAUUGGAUUCGUGAAGCCAUUUUCACCAAAAACACUCUGUAUCACUCUGUUUCAAGUUUUGAUCACAAAGGGAGAUGUCAAAAUGGUGAGAUGGUUCCAAAAUAUAAGUGGGAUUUGAUUGAUAGCCUUGAGCCAUUAGCAGAGAAAGAGCCUCAAGAAGAUUGGACCGAAGCCCAGAAAUAUCAAGAAGCAAUCAAGUCAUUCAAGUAUGUUCCUAACUUGGUCGAUUUAAGAUUCAAGAAAAGGUACAUUUAUGUUGAUUUGGGAGCUCGGACUUAUGCUUCAACUAUUGGUAAUUGGUUCCUCAAGUUGUAUCCAAAGCAAAGCAAUGAAUUCCACAUCUUCGCAAUUGAAGCAGACAAAGCUUUCCACAAAGAGUACAAGAACAGGAAAGGGGUGACUCUGUUGCCGUAUGCAGCAUGGAUUAAGAAUGGCACACUGGUGUUUGGGACCAGAAACAAGAAGAGGGAAUACACAGGCAGGAUUCAACAGCAGGAGUCGGUAAUAACCCGGGAUUACGCCAAAGAACAGAACAUCGUUCAGGCGUUUGAUUUCGCCGAUUGGUUGAUCAGAUCGUUCACGAGACAAGAUUAUGUGGUGCUGAAAAUGGAUGUGGAAGGGAGUGAAAUGGAAAUGGUUCCUAAAUUGGUAGAAACAGGUGCAAUUGGAUUGAUCGACGAGGUGUUUAUCGAAUGCCAUUAUGAUCGGUGGGUGAAAUGUUGCUCAGGUAGAAGGACUCAAAGGUAUAACACCACUUAUGAACAAUGCUACAAUUUGUUCUCUAAACUCAGGCAGCAUGGUACUGUUGUGCACCAAUGGUGGUGAUUCCAUCAAAGCUCACAUUAUUUUCCGUAGCAAAUUGAACUGUGUUGAUCAUCUUCUUUUUUCCAAUACAGCAUCAUACAGUAGAGUUUAGAAUAAAAUUACAGAGCUGUGUGAGGAAAGUAAAGCUAGAAUGAGAUAAAAGAUAUGAUAAAUGAGUUUGUAAUCUGGUAUUCUGGUCUAGUGUAUUGUGGUAAACAAUCUGUAUGAGGCAUGAUAGUCAUCUCAUUUUAACAAAUGAGCUUCUUUUUAGUCAAACGAGCUUCUUUUCUAUUGCCCUCCAAAAUCACACGCCUAUCAAAUGGAGGCUAUACUUCAAACCGUUAAUAAAAUCGACCAAGGAUACAAAGCGCUGACAAUAUGAUUUUGGAGCUUGAAGUUCUGCUGUAAAUUUUUUCUUGUCAGAGAACGUUUACGGGACCGUUUCAAGGACGUUACCAAGCUAAUAUUUUACACUCCAUACUAACAUUUUCAUGGAAGUAAUGUCAAUCAGGAUUUAAAGUUACAUUUUUUUUAUACCGAACUUGUUCUUUUUCCAUUUUUUUGAUGGAGUUUAUUUACCAUUAAUGUAUUUCUCCAAUUUUGAC
This is a messenger RNA of Oldenlandia corymbosa var. corymbosa, 2405 nucleotides long. NCBI's taxonomy places the organism in Eukaryota, Viridiplantae, Streptophyta, Magnoliopsida, Gentianales, Rubiaceae. The record is from the annotation of a GenBank genome assembly.